AUGUCACCUAAAUCCAUCUUCUUCAUCGGUGCUACUGGCUUCAUCGGCGCGCAGGCGCUCGACCGCAUCCUGAAGGCCGAUAAGACCGCGCGCGUCUCCGUCCUCGUUCGUGAUGCAUCUAAGGGCGCGGGUUUCACGCGCAUCGACAGCCGCAUCACCCCCGUCCACGGCAGCAUGGAGGAUCUCCCCCUCCUCGAGGACCAGGCGAGCAAGCAUGACAUGGUCGUGAACACAGCCAAUGCAGACGGCGAGGCAGAGACCGCUGCCAUCCUGCGCGGCAUGGCGCGCCGGACGCGUGAGAGCGGCGAGCGUGCCGUCCUCAUCCACACCAGCGGCACCGGCGUGCUUUCAGACACCGCAGACGGCGAGUACGCCGGCGACAAGAUCUACACCGACUACCUGGCGGACACGACCCAGGUUCCGCCGUGGCAUGCCCUCUCGACUCUCCCAGACACGCAGCUGCACCGCAGCGUGGAUCUGGCGAUCGAGCGCGCCGCCGAGGCCGGGCAUGUGCGCGCCUACAUCGUGGCGCCCAGCACCAUCUUCGGAAUCGCGGACAACGCGUUUGUCCGCGCCGGCCUCGCGAACCCUCAGUCCCAGCAGAUGCCUUACCUCAUCCGCGUGAGUGCGGCCCGCGGCCGCGCCACCACCGUCGGGCCAGGCAAGAAUAUCUGGAACAUCGUACACACGGACGACCAGGCUGACCUCUUCGGACUCGUGUACAAGCACUCGCUCACGGACGAGACCAACCCCACCGAGCCGCAGUACUUCAUCGGCGAGAAUGGAGAGUACGUCAUCCGCGACGCCGCAGAGGCGAUUGGACGCGAGCUCGAGACGCGCGGACUCGUCGGCAGCGCAGCGCCUGAGCCACUCAGCAAGGACGAGCUAGGGAAGUACUACAACGGCAGCACGUUCCUGGGGUCAAACUCGCGGGGCCGGGGCGUGCGCUCGCGCAAGAUUGGCUGGGAGCCGAAGUACGGCCUGAAUGACUUCUUCAAGAGUCUUAAGGCCGACGUGGAGAUGACGCUCGAGAGCCGGCGCGGGCGCGACGAGCAGGGCGAGUUCAAGUUCGGCGGGUGGGCUGUGGCCAAGGAUGGCGUGUGGACGCUGCCGGAGACGCACUUUUAGGAGGCAAAUGACACAAUGUAGCGAUAGUAUGUGACUGUUUCGGACCGCGG
Messenger RNA from Cutaneotrichosporon oleaginosum, 1178 nucleotides. RefSeq lists its product as uncharacterized. The record is from RefSeq and is a predicted model, not a curated record. NCBI's taxonomy places the organism in Eukaryota, Fungi, Basidiomycota, Tremellomycetes, Trichosporonales, Trichosporonaceae.